AUGAGUGCGAUUCUCUCGGCAGACGACCUGAACGACUUUAUUAGUCCAGGUGUCGCCUGCAUCAAGCCCAUCGAGACCCUCCCCGCCGCACCGCAGGCGCAACAAGAUGCCUCUCUCGAGCACGAAGUAAUCCUCGACGGCCAACCGGGUUCGGCAGCAGCUGCUACGGCCCCGGCCGAGAUAUCACUUACCGACUGCCUUGCCUGCUCAGGCUGUGUCACCUCUGCUGAGGCCGUCCUGGUGAGCAUGCAGUCACACACGGAGGUCCUCAACACACUUGAUUUCGGCUCGUCGCUGCGUAUUGUUGGCCCCGAUGAGAACGGACAAUUCCAUGUCGACGGUCUCGAGGACGAAAACCGCAAGUUGUUCGUGGCGAGCGUGUCGCCUCAGACGAGGGCUAGUCUGGCCGCCGCUGCGGGCAACGGUACCACCGAGAAGGAGGCAGGAUACAUGCUUGAAAGACUACUCAGCGGACCGGACGGGCUUGCUAGCGGAGGCAAGUGGCAUAAUGGCUUCACGUGGGUUGUAGACACAAACGUUGCGCGUGAGGCGUGUCUGGUCCUGGGUGCAGAUGAGGUGCUUGGUGCUGAGGAUGCGCCAGCGUCUUCGGCGACGAAGCCAAUUCUCACAUCCUCGUGUCCGGGAUGGGUGUGUUAUGCCGAGAAGACGCAUCCUUACGUCCUCCCGCACUUGUCACGAGUGAAAUCACCUCAAGCGUUGAUGGGCACGUUGCUAAAGACGACACUAAGUAAGAAGCUCGAAAUACCACCCAGUAGGAUUUGGCACUUGGCCGUCAUGCCAUGCUUCGACAAGAAGCUGGAGGCAAGUCGCGAGGAGCUCACAGAUGCGGUAUGGGCAGGAAACGGGACGCCGGGCCGUGGGGUCCGCGAUGUCGACUGUGUCAUCACAAGCAAAGAGGUUCUCAUGCUCGCGGAAUCAAGAGGCUUCAAUUUCUUUGACCUCCCCCGAGGUAACCCCAACCUCCAGCGCGCAUCUUUCCCUGACGCGCGCCUGGAGAAGUUCCUCUUUCCUCAACGCGCGGCCCACCGCUCGUCUCCGGUGGCGGGCUCGUCGGGCGGUAACCUCUACUUUACUCUUCAAACGGUUGCCUCCAAACACCCCAACUCACAAAUCCAAGUCAUUCGAGGACGUAACGCCGACGUUGUCGAGUACGUUGUUGCAUCUUCGACGGGAGACCCGAUAUUCAAAGCCGCUAGAUACUACGGCUUCCGUAACAUUCAAAACUUGGUACGCAAACUGAAGCCCGCGCGGCCAUCUCGCAUGCCUGGCGGUAAAGUAUUUGGCGCCGCAAGGAGGCCCACGGGCAAGCCUGCUGGACUUGAGUAUGCAUAUGUCGAGGUGAUGGCUUGCCCCGGCGGCUGCACAAAUGGCGGUGGCCAGAUCAAGGUCGACGACCCUAUCAUCGUUGAGCGCAAGGGGCUCACAACCAAACCUGGCCCGCUCGAGCAAAAGGACUUUCUUGCCGAGGUUGACGAGGCAUACUUUUCAGCUGAGGACUCUGAAGGGGAUGACGUUGUCUCUCAGAACGGUGAGUGUCGAGGAGACGUUGUUGAUGGGAUUUCGCCUUCUUACAUUCGAGAUACCCUGGCGCACUGGGCGGGCGUAACUGGCAUAGAAUUGGGCAGAUUGGCGCUCACCACGUAUCGCGAAGUUAUUAGCGAUGUGGGCAAGGACAAGACGAGCGAGACAGAGCGCGUCGUCCAGCUGGCGGGAAAGAUUGGCGGGGGCUGGUAG
Colletotrichum truncatum is the source of this 1755-nucleotide messenger RNA. Its product is annotated as cytosolic fe-s cluster assembly factor nar-1. Gene Ontology annotation, cellular component: cytosolic [4Fe-4S] assembly targeting complex. Gene Ontology annotation, biological process: iron-sulfur cluster assembly. The record is from RefSeq and is a predicted model, not a curated record. NCBI's taxonomy places the organism in Eukaryota, Fungi, Ascomycota, Sordariomycetes, Glomerellales, Glomerellaceae.